ACCUCCGCUAGGCGCAUGCGUCCCUUCCUAAAGACGUCUCCUUUCCUUCCGCUUUGCGCCUUUUUCGGCCCCAGCGACUUGCCAUCGCCCGUGAGGAGGCGCUCACUACUUGAAGUGAUGGCGACUGGGACCCCAGAUUCGCAAGCACGAUUUGGUCAGUCCGUGAAGGGGCUUCUCACAGAGAAGGUGAACACCUGUGGUACUGACGUGAUUGCGCUCACCAAGCAGGUGCUGAAGGGCUCCCGGAGCUCCGAGCUGUUAGGUCAGGCAGCUCGAAACAUGGUACUACAGGAAGAUGCCAUCUUGCACUCAGAGGAUAGUUUAAGGAAAAUGGCCAUAAUAACAACACAUCUUCAAUACCAGCAAGAAGCUAUUCAGAAGAACGUUGAGCAAUCAUCAAAUCUACAGGACCAGUUGAAUCACCUCUUGAAAUAGAACAGCUUACAAGGGGGCAAAGGCACUUCUUCACCUGACACUGAGGAGGAGAUAUCUUACAUAAUUAUUGUGCUGUGGGUUUGAUUUUCCCUUUUCUUCUCCAAAUGUUAUGUUAGAAUCUGUGAAGAUGAAUAGUUUCUCCUGAAAGGAAGCUAGGUGAUUGAAUUUCAGAAGCACUUCUUGAAUCAGAUCUACCCAGUCUCUUAUUGAAUUUUUAAGUUGCCUUUCUUGAUGUUAAAGCAGAAUUAAAAGAUGUCUUACCAUGGACAUCCCAUAGACUCUUAGUAUGUCAAAAGCCACAUUAUCUAAAUGUUAUUUCUUAAGCAAAUACUGAGUAAUGUUUUAAAUUCAGACAUAGAGCUUCUAUUGUGAACAUAUAAGAAUAAUUAAUAUUGUGAACAUUUAAGAAUAAUUAAUAUUCUUUUUUAAAGACUUUUUUUCUUCUAAUCAUACAUUCAGAAAACAUUUUAAUUUCAUGGUCAGAGAAUGGCAAUAGGUAAUACCUGUUGUUUUGUUUUCUAAUAACUGAGAGGAGAUACUUAACUUUGUUACAGCAAAUUCCUAAAUGAAAAGGAGGCAAAUGAUAGCAUAUCUGGCCAGCUGCAACCUCCUGCCUUGACCUUCAUUCCUAGGUUUUCUUUGUUGUUGUGACACUUGAUUAAGUGGCCUUGAGGUCAUUUUGUAAUUUUGCUAGUCAUUAGCAAAUUCACUUUUUUUUUUGUCUUUUUAGCUAUUUCUUGGGCCGCUCCUGUGGCAUAUGGAGGUUCCCAGGCUAGGGGUCGAAUCGGAGCUGUAGCCACCAGCCUACGCCAGAGCCACAGCAACGCGGGAUCCGAGCCUCGUCUGCAACCUACACCACAGCUUACGGCAACGCUGGAUCGUUAACCCACUGAGCAAGGCCAGGGACCGAACCCGCAACCUCAUGGUUCCUAGUUGGAUUUGUUAACCACUGCGCCACGACGGGAACUCCCAGCAAAUUCACUUUUAUGACAUUAUUGCCAAAUGGGAACGCAGUUGAAUUACUGUAAGUCACUGGGGUGUAGGGUUGUGCCCUGGAGAGAAAACCUUAUGUUUGUAGACAUUUACCUAUGCUCAUUGAAUUUGUCUCAUUAAAUGCCAUUACCAUUA
Messenger RNA from Phacochoerus africanus (Common warthog), 1563 nucleotides. It is a transcript of the gene BORCS7, whose product is annotated as BLOC-1 related complex subunit 7. The record is from RefSeq and is a predicted model, not a curated record. The transcript is spliced from 5 exons. NCBI's taxonomy places the organism in Eukaryota, Metazoa, Chordata, Mammalia, Artiodactyla, Suidae. Gene Ontology annotation, cellular component: BORC complex. The coding region runs from base 16 to 435 and encodes 139 amino acids.